Messenger RNA from Cyclocybe aegerita, 1635 nucleotides. The record is from the annotation of a GenBank genome assembly. NCBI's taxonomy places the organism in Eukaryota, Fungi, Basidiomycota, Agaricomycetes, Agaricales, Hemipholiotaceae.
AUGUCUUCCAACCCAGAAGGCGCUGCUUCACCCAGGAUCGAUGAAGAUCAAGGAAUCGUGCUCGAGAGCCCAUACCUUGCUGUUAGAAACCCAUCUGGUUCAUCUUUGCGACCGCGCUUUGAAGACGGUGGAGCAGUGGUGGCAGAAUCGUUUGGUCGACGACUUGAUCUCAGGAGUCCCGACGGAUCUGUCUCAGUGGCCCACCAAGAAGAGACCUCUGUAAUCAGUCGCUCGGAUCCCACCACCGGCCAGGUCGACUAUCAACUUGACACGAGAUCUUCUCUCUCUGCAUCAAGUCGCUCAGACCCGUCUCGCGGAAGUGGCAGCGAACGAGCGGAAAGCACAGAAGUGCAUGAAGCUACUAGAUUGGUUGUCGCUACGACCAAUAUUCCAGUCUACAAUCACGGCAGCGGCGUUGUGAAUACCAAUAACUGGCAUAGCGGCAACACGACGACGACGAUUGUCAAGAAUGUCGUCACGAAUAACCAUUACUACGGGCCACCACCACCACCUCCGCCUCCUCCGCCACAGAGUUCGCCACCAGUCGCAUCUCAACAGACCCAAAAUGAAUCAAACGCAUGCCCCACCACGCAGAAUGAGGUUCGGGGCUCCGAUUCGGAGAGAACACAAGAUUCCGAAAAGCCUGCAUUAGAUCCAACACAGCCAGACCCUCUUGUCUCGUCCUCAGGUAGCAUCAAGGGAUUUUUCAAGGAUUUCUUGUCGUCUAGAUCGUCUCGCUCAACUCGCGAAGGGCGCGACACCCACCUCUAUCUCCAAGAAUUCGACAACAAGAGAGCCCCGAAGUUCAUCGACAAAUGGGUCGAACACUACGUUCGAGGCUCAGAUAUUGCGUCUUCUUUAUCCAGCCUGACAAUCCCUCUUUUUGUGCCAUACCACCCGCCAAGCGACAAAUAUCCGUCUGGCCAAUCGUUGACGUUUCCUACUAUUGGCGAUGUUGGAUUUCUAGACGAGCAAGGAGGUUCCACAACCUUAUUCAACGUACGCUACUCCAAGAAGGUCAACCAAGAACUCUGCUUUAAUCCUCCAGAGAGUUUCGAGCCAGUCCCAGAUGGUGUACUUGAAGGAAAAACUAUCGAGCAUUACAGGACCUACUAUCUGGACAAAAGUUUUGAACUCGUCAACGGGAGUGACCAAGAUUCAGAGUCUUCAACAUACUUUGGGCUUACAAAAUCUUCCCAAACUGGGGCCAUCCUCUUCACGCCCGAUGGGUCCUUGCAGCGCUUUUUCAAGGAUCCGACCCGACAAAACGCCAUUGUCCAAGAGUAUUGGUCGGCACAAGUCAUCGAAUGGUAUCGCCAUCUCCGCAACAACCUGGGAUAUUCUACCAUGGGAAACGGCAAGCUUCUCCUUAUCUCAGGCGCCUAUCUAGUGAAGACAUGGGGUGUAGCAAGCUUUCACGCACAUCAAAAGAUGAAUGUGCCCUUCAUAAUCGAACUGAAAGAAGUGAAAGACGGUUAUCCACGUUAUCAGUGGGUUACUGCAAAGAACAUGCACUACGCGAGUGGACCAAAUAACGAACACCCCCAUCACGCCGACCUCGACCAUCUGGAUAGAGACUACAACGGGUGCAUCGGAGUAGAAGUCCUCUCCAUCACUUGCGACAAGGAGACGUGA